Molecule: messenger RNA, 587 nt
Organism: Lycium barbarum (goji berry)
Lineage: Eukaryota; Viridiplantae; Streptophyta; Magnoliopsida; Solanales; Solanaceae
Exons: 3
Coding region: 44-352 (102 amino acids)
Biological process (GO): translation
Cellular component (GO): ribosome
Molecular function (GO): structural constituent of ribosome
Source: RefSeq, a predicted model, not a curated record
CCCAUUAAUAAUUGCUAGGGUUUUUAUAAUUAGGGAGAGAAAGAUGAAGCCAGUGGUGGGGACAGUAGUGUCAAACAAGAUGCAGAAAUCAGUAGUGGUGGCUGUUGAUAGGCUUUUCCACAACAAGACUUACAACAGAUAUGUCAAGCGAACUUCUAAGUUCAUGGCUCAUGAUGAGAAAGAUGAAUGCAACAUUGGUGACCGGGUUAAGUUGGAUCAUUCGAGACCAUUGAGCAAGCGUAAGCAUUGGGUUGUUGCUGAUAUUUUGAAAAGAGCAAGAAUAUAUGUGCCUCCAUCAAAAUCUGUAUCUGAGAUUGACUGUAAGACGGGAGUGUCUUCCAGUGCUACUUAGGUGAGAGUUGGCUCAAGUUUACUGCUCCAACUUUGGAAUGCAAUCCAAAGAGCCACGCACAUCUGCCAAGGAGGAUCUAUAGCUGUUCAUCUGCAUAUGGAUUCAGGAUAUCGAUUGACGUAUUGAUUGUAUUACUAAAAGGAUAGACACUCUUCUCUUGUGAAGCAAUUCUUCCACAGGAUAUUGAACUUAUAUUCAGUUUGGAAUAAACUUACCAGCCUUCUUAGAUUCUUUA